GCCGGAAGUUGGACUUCGCCUGCGGUGGGAAGGCGGCUACCAAAGUAAACGCAGAGCUGAGGUUCUUGAUCUUCUACAAUGGGUGAGCCACAGCAAGUGAGUGCCCUUCCACCACCUCCGAUGCAGUACAUCAAGGAGUAUACGGAUGAAAAUAUUCAGGAAGGCUUAGCUCCCAAGCCUCCACCUCCAAUAAAAGACAGUUAUAUGAUGUUUGGCAACCAGUUCCAGUGUGAUGAUCUUAUCAUCCGCCCUUUAGAAAGUCAGGGCAUCGAACGGCUUCAUCCUAUGCAGUUUGAUCACAAGAAAGAACUGAGAAAACUCAAUAUGUCUAUCCUUAUUAAUUUCUUAGACCUCUUAGAUAUCUUGAUAAGGAGCCCUGGGAGUAUAAAACGAGAAGAGAAGCUAGAAGAUCUUAAGCUGCUUUUUGUACAUGUGCAUCAUCUCAUAAAUGAAUACCGACCUCACCAAGCAAGAGAGACCCUGAGGGUCAUGAUGGAGGUGCAGAAACGUCAACGCCUUGAAACAGCUGAGAGGUUUCAAAAGCAUCUGGAAAGAGUCAUUGAGAUGAUUCAAAAUUGCUUGGCUUCUUUGCCUGAUGAUUUGCCCCAUUCUGAAACAGGGAUACGAGUAAAAACUGAACCAAUGGAUGCUGAUGAUAGCAAUAGUUGUACUGGACAGAAUGAACAACAAAGAGAAAAUUCAGGUCAUCGGAAAGAUCAGAUUAUAGAGAAAGAUGCUGCGUUGUGUGUUCUAAUUGAUGAAAUGAAUGAAAGACCAUGAAGAAAUUUUUGUUGUUUUUCUUUUUUUCCUUUCAAUAAAUAGCGUCAUAUAUUAGUUCAUUUGCUCUUGGAGAGUCUUAAAAAAGAUAUAAUUAGGAGUUAUGUAAAUGGCUUUACUCUCCAACUUUAUCAAUUAUGAGAUGUCACAGGCAGUAAUUUCACUUUAUGGCAAGCAUAGGCAAAUGAGUAUGACUACAUUAAAAGGAGUCAAUUUAAAAAGCAAAGAGCUGCUGUUGUGUGGAACAUUCCUGUUUCUGGAGUUGCACUAAACAUUGAAGAUAAUCCUCA
Messenger RNA from Molossus molossus (Pallas's mastiff bat), 1067 nucleotides. It is a transcript of the gene MED7, whose product is annotated as mediator complex subunit 7. Gene Ontology annotation, molecular function: transcription coregulator activity. Bases 79 to 780 code for a protein of 233 amino acids. Gene Ontology annotation, biological process: regulation of transcription by RNA polymerase II. The record is from RefSeq and is a predicted model, not a curated record. Gene Ontology annotation, cellular component: mediator complex. The transcript is spliced from 2 exons. Lineage: Eukaryota; Metazoa; Chordata; Mammalia; Chiroptera; Molossidae.